Manis javanica (Malayan pangolin) is the source of this 2949-nucleotide messenger RNA. RefSeq names its product interleukin 15 (gene IL15). Gene Ontology annotation, biological process: neutrophil activation; positive regulation of tyrosine phosphorylation of STAT protein; positive regulation of immune response. The record is from RefSeq and is a predicted model, not a curated record. Gene Ontology annotation, molecular function: cytokine activity; cytokine receptor binding. Gene Ontology annotation, cellular component: extracellular region. NCBI's taxonomy places the organism in Eukaryota, Metazoa, Chordata, Mammalia, Pholidota, Manidae.
CUUCUGAAACUGGGCACGAAGGCUUUUCUGCUGUGUGGCAUGCACAUCAUUCAGCCUCAAAGAACUCAGACCCUUCCUUCAAAUGUAAAAUACAACAUGUCACAGGGUCUCAUUAAAUGAUCCCAUUAAAUGAGACCUUGUGUAUUAAUACUCCAUUAUGCACUCGACUGGAGAAGUGAAUGAUCUGCAGACUCAUUCCUUCACGUUCACCCUCUGUGUCAACUGUUUGGGAGAAAGUAGUCACCCGGGUGUCUUCCUCCGUUUUCUCGAGUAAAAUUUCAGAGUGUUCCUGCUUUCAGUCAGCGCAGCGUGCCGAAGGCUGGUCUGGACUAGCCACUCAUCCCUAUCAAACACAUUUUCCCUUCGCGCGUGCAGGUCUCCGGGCCUCUCUGAGGAAGUCUCCCGUGCCAUCCCCUUGCGUUUUCUUUGCAGGUGCUCCAGGGGGCGCGGCUCGAGGCCGGAGCUGCGCUCCUGCGAGGCGGGCCAGCUCCCUGGCCUCCCUCAGCCCACCCUCCAGGUUCUGCGCCCCGGGGCGUGGCAGUGGUGUAAACUUGCCGGGAGUCCAGCUCCGGCAGCGGGGAGUCGCGACACCUGGGGCACUUUUCUGGAAGCUGCUGCCAUCCCGCCCUUCCCCCAGCCUCCGCCGGGGUGUUUAUCUUUGCCUUAGCUACUGGCUCUUUCCUCUUUCACUUUUCUUUUCGCUGAGGGUUGGGACUCCCUGGGUUCAGGGCGCCCAGGGGAGCCCCAGCCUACUGGCUCGCAGCAGUCGCAGCCCAAGACCAGGGCAGGGUGCCGGGUGGCUGCCCCCGGCCCUGCAGCCCGGACUCCAUGGAGGUACAGAGUGGCGCUUUGAGAGGGAGGUGACGGUGGCUGGAAGGGCGUUGGAAUUUUCCCCGAAAGCCUACACAUCGGGCUUCUCCCCGCUCCGGCAGGACCCACCCGUUGUCCGCCGCCCCGCCCUCUUAGGGGAAACACUUGACCGUGACUUUAGUUCUCGGUUGCGCUACUUGCAGAGGUUUUUCCUCUUCUGACCCUUUAUUCCUCUCGUGGACUGUCGCCAUCCUCCGCUUCCAGAGGAGCUCAGAUUGCGGCUUCCCAGUGCACUGGGGGUUGCUGGCUGUGGGCGACCGGAAGGCUGCGCUCGGUUCUGUGCGCUCCGCCGACUCCGCAGCAGGCUGCCGGAGGGUGGGGGACGUGGUCCUGGCUGUCGCUGCCUCCUCCCCGUUUCGGAGGAGACAUGGUCUGACAACACAGAGCGCUGAGUCCUGCAACUACCUAAUCCAGCAAAGAAAGUUUAGAAAGUGGGAACUCCAGAACCUGAUUUGAAGCUAUAGUUCGGGAAUUUGGAAUUUUCCUGCAGAUUACUGCAUCUGUUCCUACCUACGGCCACCUGGCUCUUAAAGCAAUGUCCCGUCAUGUGCCAUGCUGCUGAUGUCACAGGAAGCAAAGUCGGUGUUAGCACAUAGCCAGCCUACAGGAGGUUGUAAACCAUAUCUGAGAAGUUCUUCCAUCCAGUGCUACUUGUGUUUACUUCUGAACAGUCAUUUUUUAACGGAGGCUGGCAUUCAUGUCUUCAUUUUGGGCUGUAUCAGCGCAGGUCUUCCUAAAACAGAGGCACAAUGGCAGGAUGUAAUAAGUGAUUUGAAAAGAAUUGACAGUCUCAUUCAAUCUAUGCAUAUUGAUGCCACUUUAUAUACUGAAAGUGAUGCUCAUCCCAAUUGCAAAGUUACAGCAAUGAAGUGCUUUCUCCUGGAGUUACACGUUAUUUUGCGUGAGUCCAGAAAUCCGGGCAUUGAUGAAACAGUUGAAAACCUCAUCAUUCUAGCAAACAACAGUUUAUCUUCCAGUGGGGUAAAGAAAAAAACAUAUUAGAAAAUAUUAUUUCUACACUCUCCCUGGCAGUAAGUAUAAAGAGCAAAUAGGCAAAAGGUCUGGAACUGCAAACAGAACCAAUACAUAAUUGGUGAGCCUAGAGAUUUUUAAAACCUAUUGACAAGUCUAAUUUUAUAUACUCUCAUUUUUUAUCUUACAACAAAGAAUCAAUAAAAUUAUUUUGUUUUGCUGUUGCUGUGAAGGGCUUAUACAUUUUGAUGUGUUACUCUUAGUGUCCAUCAAAUUCAAUGGCUCAUAUGGGCAAACUGAUAUAUACAGUAAGAAAAUCAAGUAAUGUAAUUGAUCACUCUCCUCCCACACACACAGAUAUACUAGAGAACACAUUUUUUCCCUUCAUCAGUGUUAUACCAGGCUUAGCAUAAGCUCUCUGCAUUCAUGUGUGAGUUAUGGUUAACAUAUGCAUGUCAUGUAUAAAUAUUUUGCCCCAAGGAAAUCCCAUUUCCAUAGAGAUUUAGUUCAAUGCUUCUGAAUGUGUCUGAUGACUGAAUUUCAUCUUCACUAAGGAAUUUAUUAUGCAAAGUAAACUUUAGCUUCAUUGAAAAGUCCCCUAAUUGUAUAAUCUAUCUGAUAUAAUCAACAUAAAAGAAAAAUUAAGGAAUCAUUAAUAAAGAAUUAUAAUUUUGCCCUUAUUAAAAUCAAAAACAGAAACCAGCCUUGAAAACUCCCUGAGCAGACAAAACUAGUUUAGUCAUACAAAGCUUGAUUUGGCUUAUUUUGCACGACUAACUUGACAUGAGUCAUUUCUUGCUUAUGCUUCUGAAAAUCAUAAAUAAAACAGUUUUCCAAGGUUGAUAAGAGGUAACCACUGACUUAUUCCCUAUUAUUUAAGAAAAUUCUAUUAUAACCACUGUGAAGAAUAAAUAGUCACUGCUUUUUGAGUAUACAAUCUGCUUUAUAAAAAGGUACCCCUGAACCUCAUUCCGUAUUUUGGGUUAAGUGCACUCUGUCGCAAACUCGUUUUGGUGUUUGAUGUGUGCACAAUAAACUUUUACUAAUUACUACUUUAGUGAUUCACUCAUUUUACUUCUGUUAUUUCUGAACUUAUGACAUUCUCUG